AUGCCGACCACACUCACCAGGGCCGAGACCGAAGACUUUGCUACAGCCAGAGCUCUACCACAGGCCCCACAGGUUCUGGGCUCAGGCAUUGCAUCUCUCUUGACGUCUAAUCACGACACGAAACGUCACUUCACUUUCAAACGCCUUAGUCACAAGAAUGAAGUUAUUGCAGAGGCUGAGAAUGAAGACGCUAUGGCCUUUGCAUCACCUUGUUCGAUCGUAUCAAUUGGCUCAGAAAGUACUAGUAGCUUAAAUACGGAAAAGAGUAUCUCAAAGCAUCCAGUCGGUCCACAAGAUUUUGAUUUGCUCUGUGUCAUUGGGCAAGGAGCAUUUGGCAAAGUGAUUCAAGUACGUCAUCAACCAACGGAUGAGAUCUUGGCAAUGAAAAUUGUGUCGAACAAGUACAUUGUGCAGCACAAUUCAGUAUCCUACUUGCAAGCAGAGCGAGAUAUUAUGACCAAGAUUAACCAUCCAUUCUUGAUUAGUCUACGGUAUGCAUUUCAAACCAAGUCAAAUGUAUACUUGGUCAUGCCCUUCGUGGCAGGUGGAGAGUUGUUUCAUCAUUUGCAUACACAAGGCUUGCUGCUCGAAAGCUCGGCUAAGUUUUAUGCUGCUGAGAUGGUGCUCGCGUUGGAACAUUUACACUCAAAGGGUAUCAUUCAUCGCGACUUGAAACCUGAGAAUGUGCUACUUGGUGCUGAUGGACACAUCCGAUUGACGGACUUUGGUCUUGCCAAGGAAAUGGCCGAUGAAGAAGGCUCGACAAGUACCAUGUGUGGCACAAACGAGUACAUGCCACCGGAAAUGAUUCGUCGCAAGGCAUACAACCAGGCUGUGGAUUGGUGGGCUCUUGGUGCGCUUAUAUACGAGAUGGUAACGGGUUACCCGCCAUUUCGACACAAGAAUCGCAAGAAAUUGCAUCAUAAGAUUUUGAACGAAAAGCUCGCUCUUCCUCAAUGGCUUGGUCCUGAUACCCAUUCCAUUUUAAAGCAACUAUUGGAGAGAAAUGUGGACAAACGUCUAGGUUCUGGUAAGUCGACCAUGUUUCAAGUAAAAGGUGUGCAAGCAAUCAAGAAGCACGCCUUUUUCAAAGGCAUUGACUGGGGUUUGCUCGAACAAAAGAAGACGCAACCACCGAUUGUGCCCAAUGUAAUGAGCAAUACGGACACGACGUAUUUUUCAGAGGAGUUUACAAUGCAAGACGUUGGUCGUCAUAGUCGCAUUGAUAAUACUUCGACUGCAAGUGACGAUUCAAAAAAGCUCUUUGCACGCUUUUCAUGGAUCGCUGAUGACGCUCCAAGUUUUGCAGAUAUUGUUCGCAAAGGCGGAUAUGAGAAAGAUGGGACUGGAAGGAUUCAGAAUGGAAUGGUAAACGUUACGCUUGAUGAGCAUGUAAACAUUCCGUAA
Molecule: messenger RNA, 1407 nt
Organism: Peronospora belbahrii
Lineage: Eukaryota; Oomycota; Peronosporomycetes; Peronosporales; Peronosporaceae
Source: the annotation of a GenBank genome assembly